UCACGGCAGUAUCCUAUUGGAGCAAGAUGCGUGGGAGCGUAUGACGAGUUUCCGGCGAGAGAGCCUCGCAGGUCGAACAACGAAACAGAGAAGAGAGGAUCUUUGCAGGGGUUGCCGACCUAUUGAUUGGAACGAACUGCUGCUAUGUAUCCUGGCUGGGGCCGGUAUGGCGGCUCUUCCUCAUUUUCUGCUCCGGCCGGGCCGCCAUCCGCACCCAGUAGUGGCGCCUUCCAAAGCUUUAGAGAACAGCACAUGGCCCAGCUCCAGCAGCUCCAGAAAAUGCACCAGCAGCAACUAGAAACAGUCCUGCCUGUGGGCAACGCAUCUCAACCUUCUGGGUUUCCGCCUCCGCCUGGAACGUAUCAGCCGCCCAGUGGCGGCUACACGAAACGUUCAUAUUAUGGGUCCGGGCAGUCCUAUCCCUUCCCACCGCCACCCUACGCGAGCGGCAUCCCUCCCCCUGGGUACCCGAAUUACCCGCCUCCUCAGUCUCAUCAAGCAACCCCUCCGCUACCUGAGCCCGUGCCUCCACCUGAACCGGCACCCCCUCCUGAACCGGAUCAGCCGCCCCCGCCUGAACCUGCACAGCCACCUCCUCCAGAACCGGCACAUCCUCCCCUUCCCGAACCAGAGAAGCGCUCACAGUCCGCCGAAUCGUCGGCCCCCAAGGCUACUGAUGGAUCUGAGGAUUUGUCUCUAGAGCAACAGCAGCAUUACUGGUACACACAGCAUCUACUGAGUCUGCAGCAGAAAGCAAAGCUGCGGCAGAAAGAGAACAGUGGUACAAAUUCUGAACAGUCUACUAUACCACAGAGGGCUCCAGCGCCACCUGAAAGUGAGCACCCACCACCACCUGUAAUAAAUGAGCCACCUUUGCAUUCAGAUGAAAAGCCAAGUUUUAACCCUCCUGAGGACCCAGAACAGGCAGAGAGACUGAAAACACUGCAAGAAGCUGCAGCCCAUUGGCAACAACAUGAAGAACAUAGGCUGGGCUUUCAGUAUCAGGGAAUAAUGCAAAAACAUUCCACUUUACAGCAACUCUUGCAGCGUUAUCAACAGAUAUCCCAACAACCUCCACAUAUAGGGGCUAUGACCGUAGAUAUGCAGCUACAACAUUAUGAGAUGCAACAGAAGCAAUUCAAUCUCUUUUACCAGGAAUGGGAAACACAGUUUAAGAAGUGGCAGGAACUCUUGCAAACAUACCCACAUAAGGACCAGCUACAAAAUUAUGACGUACAAUGGAAAUCAUGGCAAACGCAAAUUAAAGCCACCAAAUCCUUUCUGAAGGAGAGACUGAACUCAUUGAAAAGCAUGCAGCAGCAGUAUGGGGGCAGUCAUUACAUAGGAGGGGUACCUAUUAUUCCUUCUUACCCUGCAUACCCACAAGUAAUGCCUCCACCAGUGCCACCUUCACUACCAGGAUCUGUAAAUAUUCCUCCACCUUUUACUGCAUCAGCUCCUUUGCCUUUCAGUGCAGCACCACCUCCUUUACCUGCAGUUCCAGUACCUCCCUUUUCUGAUGGUCAGCCUCCCCUUCCUCCAUUGACAACUGAACCUCCACCUCUCCCUCCAGUAACUGCUGCACCUCCUCCACCCCCUCCACCGCUCAUAUCAACAGAUUCAGAAUCUCAGCCCCCUUUGCCUCCUGUAACAUCAGCAUGUACACAAGCACCACCCUUACCUCCUACUCCAAUUGCUGGAACUCAAAACACAACUCUUGUCACCUCCCAUUCUGCAUCUUCUAAAUUUGAUCCUGGCCAACCUCCCCUGCCAUCAUCAGGAGAAAAUUCUUCUGUAUCUGGUUGCAUUUCUGGUCCUUCAGCCAUUCCUGAACUUCCAGUGUCCAAAACAAUAACUUCGGGAGGCGCUAGUGAAAAGAGCGUUACUCCAGGUGUCUCUUCUCCAGGAAAGCCAACAAGAGACACUGAUAAGUCGUCCUUCACCGCUAGUGAAGGCAAGAUGAAAUCUGAAUCCUCAAGAAUUUGGUCUCAAGAAAAACAAACCAAACCUAAUGAGGAUUUAGACCAAUCUAUAAACAGUACUGAGAGGUCCCAGAUGCCUUUUUCAGAGAGAGCUUUGAAUAUCGCUCAACCAUCCCAUCAGAUGACCACAGAGUUUGAUAGGUCAAGGUUUACUCACCAGAGCCAUAAUUUUCCACCUCCAAGAUCUCAAGUUGAACCUCAAGGAGCCAGUGAUGUUUCUGGUGCUCCAUCAGCAUAUAAGGGAGAGUGUAUGAAGAGUGAAACUUCUGUCCAGGGUUCUUUAGGACAGGCAACAAAUAAGUUUCCAAACCCGGACCUUCAGUGGGAAAAGAGACCAGACCCAGUGUCUCAGGCUGCAGCAGACUUGCAAACAUCUGAUUUCCAUCAAAGAGCAAAAAAUGCCCCUUCAGGCACCUUAAGGCCCUUUAGUGAAAGAGAAAAAAAUAAUAUACCGGGUCUAAAAAAAGAACUAGACCCAUUUUCAAGCAGAACUUUAGAGAGAGAAUUUAUUGCACCAGAAAGAGACACAAAAAUAUGGAACCAAGCUGACAUUGCCACUGUAGGCCACCCACAAAAACUAGAUCCUUCAGAUCAUCAUCCGAGCAUGAGCAGGCCUCGGCAACUUCCACCUGACCAAUGGGAGCGAGCUAUAGAAUCAUCAGAUAAAGCCUGGGAAAAUCAAACUCCAUCACUACAUGGCCGGUGGCUUGAAACUGAAAGACAGUCAAAAGAUAAGUGGGGAAGGCUAAAUCCAACACCAUCUGAUAGGUGGGGUGCUUCAGUGGAUGCUCCAGUAAUGGGUAAGUGGGCUGAAUCGGAGGGCCCACCAAAGGAUUUUCCAGAAGUGUCCACAAGAAAUUUAUGGAAGAGAUCUGACGUCCUGGCAAGGGAUAUGCAUCAUGACAAUAAUGACCCACCAUGUGACAGACUGGAUGACCCCAAAGAUCCCCUAUCUGAUAGAAUGACUGGGUCCUCAAAUGAUAGAUGGGUUGGGCCAGAGGUGCCCCUUGGUGACCGCUGGGGAAGGCCAGAAGGGCCCCUUGGUGACAGCUGGGGGAGGCCAGAUGGACCCCCUGCUGACCGCUGGGGCAGACCAGGAGAACCAUUUAUUGGCCGCUGGGACAAGCCUGUCACUGAGAAAUGGGGCAUGUCUGAGGAAGCAAAAAGUGGGAGGUGUAGCAGACCUGAAGGAAAUCCUGAAGAUAGGUGGACAAGAGGUGGAGGACAAAUAGGUGAAAGGCGGGGUGUACCUGAAGGAUCAGUAAGAGAAAGAUGGGGCAGAGAAGAUGAAGCAUACAAUGAGAGAUGGGGAAGAUCAGAGGAGCCUAUAGUUGAAAGAUGCAGUCAACUGGAAGAGCCAAGGGAAAGGUGGCGAGUGCUUGAAGAUCCGCUUAUUGUUAGAACUGGACCUACAGAGGGGAAGAAAGCUGCAGAUACUCCCACUGUUAGCUACCAAAGUAGAUUCAGAAUAAUGAAUCAAAAUGUUCAGAUAGAUGGUAGUAAUAAAGGAAGUACACAUUCGCUUGUUCUUAAUAGUCAGACUCCUGAUAAAAGAAUGGCUCCUGUGUUAGAUGAAUCGUCGCGAAAGUUAGGAACUGGUAGCCUUGCUAAUAAAGCCAGUGAACCAGCUAAAACAGUCCAAAUGGAUUGUAAAACAGGUGGUUUGACUGCCUUUCCAGGAAAUAAAACACUUGACUCCAUACCCAAGACUGAAAUUCCUGUAUCUAGUGGAGUUUCCUCAUUCAUAGGUCAAGCUAAAGCUGAUAUUAUUCCUGUUCUUACAAAGGUGCAGGCUGCACCAGAUCCUGAUGUUAAAACAGAUACAUCCCAAGUCUUUAGUGAUAUAAAAUCAGAUACAUCACCAUCUUCUGGACUUGCUAAGUCAAUCUUGCCAUGCUUUGAAACCAAGCCUGAUACUGCACCAUCCCUUGAUGUAGCUAAGGCCAAUACUUCUCCAAGUACUACCAAGGAUGGUAAUCUGCCUGGGUCCGAUCUUUCAAAGACAGCAGGUUUUGCUUCCCCUUUGCUUGCCAAAGAAGGCAGUGAGCCAGCCUCUGAUUCUCAAAAACCAAGUACUUUAAGUCCAUCUGGCGUUGGUGUCGGCGCACCUGCUAAUGAACUCGCUCUCAAAGAUAGACAACCAGCUUCUGGUCCACCUCUAAGUGAAGCCCCUAACCAGCCUAAAGCCAGUGCCCCUUUGGCUCCUAACCAGCCCGGGGCUGGGGGCCCUCCUCCUCUUCCUGGCCAGCCCAGGACCGGGGGCCCUCCGCCUCUUCCUGGCCAGCCCAGGACCGGGGGCCCUCCUCCUCUUCCCGGCCAGCCCAGGGCCGGAGGCCCUCCUCCUCUUCCCGGCCAGCCCAGGGCAGGUGCCCCUCCUCCUCUUCCCGGCCAGCCCAGGGCGAGUGCCCCUCCAGAAUUUCCCGGCCAGCCCAGGGCCGGGGCCCCUCCAGCAUUUCCCGGCCAGCCCAGGGCCGGGGCCCCUCCAGCUUUUCCUGGUCAGCCCAGGGCCCCCCCUCCUCUUCCCGGCCAGCCCAGGGCCCCUCCUCCUUUUCUCGGCCAGCCCGGGGCCCCUCCUCCCAGCCAGCCCAGGGCUGGGGGUCCUCCAGGCCAGAAUAGAGCUUGUGGCCCAACUGCAUAUGGCCAACCUAGACCUGGGUUCCCUCCUCCACCUGGCCUCCCAAGAUCUGGUACACCAGGUCCCUUUAGAUCUAGGACUCCCUUGGGCCAGGGUUCAAGGAUGGCCAUGUCAGGUCCCUACAGGCCUGGAGCCCCAGGACCAUUUAGAGCAGGCGCACCACCUGUUGGCCUUCCAAGGGGCGGGGUUCCUGGUUCCUUUAGGGCAGGGGUUCCAUGUCCUCCCAGGAUGAUUGGCCCUCGUGUCCCUGCUUUUGCUAAUGAGAGUCCUCCAUUUUCAGCUAAUGCCAUUGAGCUACAAGACUUUCAGACUGUAAAUUUACCUUCAGAUCAAAUUCUAGACGGUUCCCUUGUACCACAGGAAUUUGGUAACCCUUUAAAUUUAAAGGAGCCAUCUAAAUCUAGCUCUGCUGUCAAGAACAUACUGACAGAAGAUCAAGAUAUGUCCAUGUCAUCAGUUAAAGUUUCCUGCAGUGAGGUAGAAGAGUCUGGGGAAAAUAUUUUAAGAGAUGCAGUGCCAGACUUCCCUGAAAGGCAUACCCGGCAUGGGGACAUUGAAAAUUAUAAUGCUGGUCAAGAACCAGACUAUGCUGGUUCUCAUUUACAACCGGGCCCUUUCAGGUUACAUCAUGGUAGGGGAGGAUUAAGGGAACACAGACCGCAAGCUGCAGAACAGUGGUCUGCUCAAGGGAAAAGAUUAGAAAACUGUGAAGUAAUAUUUGAUCAAAGUGGUAGAGGUCGUUCUAGAGGACUAGUCCGUGAAAGAAUUCAACCCAGACCAGGAAGUUUUGAUGCUAUAGAACUAUUGAGAGAGAGAGAUUUUGAGUCAAGGGGUAAUUUUUAUGAUGAGAGACCUCCAUUUUUAGAGGGCCCUGAAUAUGAUCCACUGGUUAGGAGAGAGAUGCCUUACAAAGAUCUUAGAUACGCUGAUGAUGAGAGACUUCCUUUGGAUCUCUUGGAAAUUAGAAGAAGAGAACAUUUGGACAGAGUUAGACAUGAUGACUGGGAACGGGACAAAUAUAUGAAAGAGAAUGAAUUUCUUAGAGAGCCAAGGGAUGCAUUUCUCAGAGAUGAGUGGCUUCCUUUUCAUCCCCUUCCUCCACUCCCUCUUCCUCCUGUUCCUCGUGACAUAGAUGUUCGGCAUGAUCCUUUGUGGGAUAGACUUCCAGAAAGAGACCAGUACAGAGGGCCUGGUGGUGUAAUGGAAAGGUUUGAAAGGCCUUAUGAAGGACAUGAAAGGGAGAGAGAUUACUUAAGAAUGCAGGAGGAUUUGGACUUUCUGAUACGUGAAAGGAUAGGUGCACAUCCUCUUCGACGACCGCUUUCUCCUCACCGCCCCCUUUCACCUUUACGGCCCCGCUCUCCACUACCUCCGCUUCCUCCUCUUGAUAGAUACCUCGAUGAUAGGUGGAGAGAUGACAGAGGAAUUAUUGACAGAGAUUUUCGUGAGCGUGGGGAUCUUAGGAUACUGGAAUACCCAGAUCGGCCAGAAAUGCGGCAAGAAGGAAAAGGCCGUGAAUUCCCCUCAGAAAGAAUCGAGUGGAGGGAAGAUUCAUGGUAUCCUUCUGAAAACAGGUUGUUGGAAAAUCGCAUGGAUCCCAGUCAUAAUCUUGAAGCACCAUCAUCCGUGGUUAACCCUGUGCCACUGGAUUUACCUGUUGCAGAGAGCAGCCAGGAAGUGGAGUCUGCUACCUCUUCUGCUGGAGUUUUGGCACUGAGUCAGAGACAACAUGAAAUUAUACUAAAAGCUGCACAGGAACUCAAAAUGCUCAGGGAACAAAAAGAACAACUGGACAACUUAAAACACUUUUUUAGUGAGUCUAAGACUUCUGGGGAAUCACAGCACCAACCACCUAAGCCAGAUGAUAGUGGUUCAGCCCCAAAUGUUUUCCCGGGAUCUUCUCUUAAGGGCUUGGAAUUGGAAAGAACCCAUUCCUUAGUAUCUGAGCCCAUUUCCAAAAUGGCUUCCCAUACCACAGGAUCAGUCCCACCCAGGCCAAUAUCAGAUUGCUGGAAAGAAGACACCUUUAGUGGACUGUGGGAUGAUGAAAGACGAUUUCGGGGUCCAGGGUCCCUGGUUGAUUCAGGACAGUCUGGUAGCCUUGCACUCGGACCAAAACAGCCAGUAGCUCAACAGACUGUAGAUUAUGCUCAUGGACGAGAUUCUUCUGUUGGAAAAGUUGAACAGAUCCCUUAUGGUGAAAGAGUGGUUCUCCUUCCAGAUUCGGCAUUAGAAAGAGCACAGCUCCCAUUUCACAAAGAUUACCUGGCUGACCGAUAUGAUCGUGAUCUGAGGGAAAGGGAACACUAUUUUGAGCGUCAAAGCAAUAAAAACAUAGACCGUCGAGAAUUUGAAAGGGAGAGAGAUAGUCACAGAGAUCGUAACUUUGGAGAACAUGAAAGGGAUCGAUUUGACCGUGACCGUCAUUCUCGUGAAGACAGAUCUGCAUCAUACCGCGACAGCAAGGAAAGCUCCAGGCGUAGUGGCAAUGACAAAUCAUCCUAUGAUCGGAAGUCUGAUCGUCCACCGUAUGACCUUGCACCCCCUCCCUUUGGAAGUGAGCGUAGAGGAUUCCCUGAAGAGAGGCCGCCUAUGCAUCCUCCUUUGCCAGCCCCAAAACCAGAAAAGAAACCAGAGAGUAAAAAUGUGGAUGACCUGUUAAAAAAGCCUGGGAGAGACAGUAGACCAGAGAGGAUUGUCGUCAUCAUGAGGGGCUUGCCAGGCAGCGGUAAAACUCAUGUUGCAAAGUUGAUCAGGGAUAAGGAGGUUGAAUGUGGUGGUCCGGCUCCCCGUGUGCUAAGUCUUGAUGAUUAUUUCAUCACUGAGGUUGAGAAGGUUGAGAAAGACCCCGAUUCUGGCAAGAAAGUUAAGAAAAAGGUGAUGGAGUAUGAGUAUGAGCCAGAAAUGGAGGACACUUAUCGAAGCAGCAUGUUUAAAACAUUCAAGAAAACACUUGAUGAUGGCUUUUUUCCAUUUAUCAUUUUGGACAGCAUUAAUGACCGUGUUCGACAUUUUGAGCAGUUCUGGAGUGCAGCUAAAACUAAAGGAUUUGAGGUUUAUCUUGCUGAGAUGAGUGCAGACACUCAAGUAUGCGCUAAAAGAAAUGUACAUGGACGCAAGCUUAAGGAAAUCAGUAAGAUUUCUGAUCACUGGGAGACUGCACCUCGGCACAUGAUUCGACUUGAUGUUCGAUCACUGCUCCAGGAUGCAGCCAUUGAAGAAGUUGAAAUGGAAGAUUCUGAACCUAGUGUAGAGCCGCAAAAAGAAAUCAAGAAGCAGCUACCAGAGGAGGAGGAGAGUGAUCGGGUAUAUAUUUCAAAAAGCAAAUGGGAAAUGGAUACUUCUGAAGCCAAGCUUGAUAAACUCGAUGGUUUAAAAGGAAGCAAAAGGAGACGAGACUGGGAGUCUGCAGGCAACCGCUUGGAAGACUAUUUGCAGCUUCCGGAUGAUUACGAUACCCGAGAAUAUGAGCCUGGCAAGAAAAGGGUGAGAUGGGCUGAUCUAGAAGAAAAGAAAGAUGCAGACCGUAAGAGAGCUAUUGGGUUUGUAGUUGGCCAGACAGAUUGGGAGAAGAUUACAGACAAGAGUGGACAUCUAGCAGAGCGAGCGUUGAACCGCACCAAAUAUAUUUAAUGUUAUUUCAUGUAAGAAAAGUCUUAUUUAGAAGAUGGCAGUCAAGCUUCUCCUGUUUAAUUUCCAAGAAGAAUAUUUCAUUUUGUGACUUCAGUAGUUUCCUGGUUACCCUAAACAGCAGAACUGGCCUUCAAUAGUUAUUUCAUAGUUGCAUGGUAUCUUUGAGCUGUGAACAUUAUCCAUUUUAUACUGUAUGUCUCCUAACGUGUUGCUUCUGUAUUGCAAGUAAAACAAUAAAUAUCCUUGGACACCCA
Xenopus laevis (African clawed frog) is the source of this 8504-nucleotide messenger RNA. It is a transcript of the gene ylpm1.L, whose product is annotated as YLP motif containing 1 L homeolog. Gene Ontology annotation, cellular component: nuclear speck; nucleus. The record is from RefSeq and is a predicted model, not a curated record. Lineage: Eukaryota; Metazoa; Chordata; Amphibia; Anura; Pipidae. Bases 145 to 8250 code for a protein of 2701 amino acids. The transcript has 21 exons. Gene Ontology annotation, biological process: regulation of telomere maintenance.